This is a messenger RNA of Letharia lupina, 1674 nucleotides long. RefSeq lists its product as uncharacterized. NCBI's taxonomy places the organism in Eukaryota, Fungi, Ascomycota, Lecanoromycetes, Lecanorales, Parmeliaceae. Gene Ontology annotation, biological process: cellular response to iron ion starvation; reductive iron assimilation. Bases 1 to 1674 code for a protein of 557 amino acids. Gene Ontology annotation, molecular function: copper ion binding; ferroxidase activity. The record is from RefSeq and is a predicted model, not a curated record. Gene Ontology annotation, cellular component: high-affinity iron permease complex. The transcript has 2 exons.
AUGUUUUCCUUGGGUCUCCUUUUGUUGGGCUGCAGCCAGCUUGCAUUCGCAAAGGUCGUCAAGUACGACUGGAGCAUUGAUUGGGUCAACAGGAACCCCGAUGGAGCUUUCCCCCGGCCUGUCAUUGGGAUCAAUGGCGAGUGGCCAUGCCCGCAGAUAGACGUUGACCUCGGAGAUCACCUCAUCGUCACCAUCUACAACAACCUUGGCAAUGAGUCAACCGGCCUUCAUUGGCAUGGACUGAACCAGUAUGGGCAUGCGACCAUGGACGGUUCUGCUGGAACAGCCCAAUGUCCAGUGCCUCCGAACAGCAGCUUCACCUAUUCCUUUCCAAUAAAUCAGACAGGCUCCUAUUGGUACCACUCGCAUACUCAAGGCCAAUACCCAGACGGGCUGCGGGGACCUCUCAUUGUUCACGACCCGAAUUUCCCCUACCAUUUCGACGAAGAAAUGACAAUGACGUUCUCGGAUUGGUACCAUGAGGAGAUGCCCACACUCCUGAAUUACUACCAAUCCACUGCCGAUGUCAACAAUAAUUCCAUCCAAUCCGGGCAGGCGCCAAUCCCAGUCGCGGGCCUCAUCAAUGACAGCCAGAACAAUACCAUCAAGGUGCUGCCAGGAAAGACAUACCUGAUUCACAUGAUCGACAUGGCGAACUUCCCCGGUGUCGCCGUCUACUUUGAUGGACAUCCUUUUACCGCCGUUGGAGUUGAUGGCACCACCGUCGAGAAAUACUACCUGGGGUCCGAAAUUCUGCGCCUCGCACCCGCCCAAAGAUGGGACAUACUAAUCACGACUAAAAACGAUACGAGCAAGAACUUUGUCAUCUUUGCGACUCUCGAUGUCAACAUGUUGUUCCCACCUCACGGUAUUCCGACGAUCGAGGGCUGGAACGGCAAUACGACAGCUUGGCUCGUCUACGAUGAAGCGAAGCCUCUACCGCCGCAAUUGACAUUCUACGAAUUCGAGUUCUUUGAUGAGGUCAACAAUCUCAUACCCUAUGACCGCAUGCCUCUACUUGAACCCGUGGACCGGCGCAUAGAGAUGACCUUGAACAACGCGACCUUUGACGGCAUCACUCGUUUCACCAUCAACAACAUCACCUACCUUCCCCAAAAGGUCCCAUCUCUCUACACUGCCCUCAGCGUUGGCAACUACAGCACAGACCCGGUGGUCUACGGCGUCAACAGCAAUCCCUUCGUACUUAAAUAUGGCGAGAUCAUCGAGAUCGUGGUGAACAACCAGCAUGAGAAUCUCCAUCCCAUGCAUCUCCACGGCCAUCAAUACCAAGUCCUGCAGCGUGGGUAUCCCGACACCGGCGGCAUAUGGGACGGGGUCUACGACAAGAACGUCUCUGCUACCCCUGUCCGAAGAGAUACUGUCAUGUUGAACAAGAACUCGUCAUCCGUGUGGCGUUUCCGGGCCGACAACCCCGGAGUCUGGCUCUUCCAUUGCCACAUCGAGUACCACAUCACGUCCGGUCUCGUCGCUACCAUUGUCGAAGCACCUGACUACCUCGGCAACCUCACAGUUCCGAAAGAUCACAUUGCCGCUUGCAAGCACUACGGGAUGUCUUACGAGGGGAACGCGGGAGCCAACACGAGAAAUCCUCUCGAUGUGUCUCUCCAGGUGACCGCAGCGAACGCUAGUGCAUUCUCCCCCAACUAUGGGUAA